AUGAAGUCGACUACCUUUUUCAUAACCAUUACCAUGGCGCAUAUGGCCCUAUGCGUGCCGGUACCCUGGAUGGCUGGCGACAAGAUCUUGCCUUUGCUCAACAAUGAUGCGCCGAGCAGCGGCACAUCCAGUCAAAGUCCAAAGAAGGACAACAGAUACGUCCUGGCUUCCUCUCACAUCGCUCCUGGUCCGGUUUUCCAAAGGCCCGAAUCAUCGUUCAGCUCGUUAUGGGAUAACUGGAAGAAGAAGCAUGGUUCAGGGCCGAUACCGAAUCUCGAUAACCUGAAGAAGGAUAUCCCAGUAUUGAUCAUCACGGAAAUGGGGGAGCUGGGCGUCGGGAUACCUUUAUCAUCGUCCUCGAACUCGAAGCCGUUAUCAAAACAGGCGUCCAGCCCCAAGCAGAAACCGGUAUCGAUACCGCCAAGCAACGAGAAGGCGGAUAAUCUGUCGGUUACGGAAAUGGGAGAGUUGACCAUCGGGAUACCGUUGCCAGUGCCGUCGCCACCACCUUUGUCGUCGUUGUCGUCGUCGCCUUCGUCACACUCAUCUUCUCGACCAUCCAAUGGCACGUCACCAUGUCCAUUCUAUGUCGUCUCAAAACCUCGCGAUCACAAUGAUGUGCUGGUCAUCUUCUUGGUGUUGACCUUUUUACUUGUUGUCGUCGUGGUUGAAGCUGGGGGUCCUGUCUGCCGAAGUGUAAGAGACAGGUUCGUGUCGAAACGUAAGGGCGCUAUUCGGUUGGUCGAGGAGGAAACAGAGUCGAAACCCAAGUCGUUUCGGAACGAUGAGGUCCUGGUCAAGUCGGAGAGCGGUUGA
This is a messenger RNA of Sordaria macrospora k-hell, 816 nucleotides long. RefSeq lists its product as uncharacterized. Lineage: Eukaryota; Fungi; Ascomycota; Sordariomycetes; Sordariales; Sordariaceae. The record is from RefSeq and is a predicted model, not a curated record.